This is a messenger RNA of Dentiscutata heterogama, 352 nucleotides long. Lineage: Eukaryota; Fungi; Glomeromycota; Glomeromycetes; Diversisporales; Gigasporaceae. The record is from the annotation of a GenBank genome assembly.
CAUUAGGAAAACCAGCUAAAGAAAUUUGGUCUGAUUUGUCUACUAUGCUUCCAAAAUUAAACAGAGUAAGAGCAUCAGGCAAAGGCCUACAUGAAGAUGAUUAUUAUAUAGUACAACAACGUGAUAGCUAUAAAGAAGAAACAUACAUUAACUACUCAUUUAGUCCAAUUUAUAAACUAGAUGGUACAGUAUGGGGUAUAAUUAAUAUAGUACAUGAAGUCACUGAAAAGGUCUUAAAUAAUCGAAGAAUAAAAACUCUCAGCAACCUUUCACUCCAAACUGCUGGUGCCGAGUCCUUAGAAAAUGCAUGCCGUAUUAUAAUGAAAACAUUACAAAAUAAUAAAGAUAUUCC